Mobula hypostoma (lesser devil ray) is the source of this 495-nucleotide messenger RNA. Its product is annotated as sodium channel protein type 2 subunit alpha-like. The coding region runs from base 1 to 495 and encodes 164 amino acids. The record is from RefSeq and is a predicted model, not a curated record. The transcript has 2 exons. Lineage: Eukaryota; Metazoa; Chordata; Chondrichthyes; Myliobatiformes; Myliobatidae.
AUGGCGCUCCUGUUCGUACCCUCAGGACCCCACUGUCUGCGUCGGUUCACUCGCGAAUCCCUGGCUGCCAUCGAGAGGCGGAUCGCCGAGGAGCAGGCGGUCAGCAACAGGAAAGACCACAAAGAGGAGAGUGAGGAGGAAAAGCCCACUCCCAACAGCGACUUGGAAGCGGGAAAGCAACUGCCAAUCAUCUACGGAGACGUCCCACCAAAGCUCAUUGGUCAGCCUCUGGAGGACCUGGACUCCUUCUACAGCGACAAGAAGGUAGGCAAGCAAAGCCAAGAGAAGACACUGCAGUGUCAGAACAGCAGGGACAGAGCCAGAGGGGACUGUCGACGGAUGCCAGCUCUGAGCCAGGCGAUUGACAACGGCAGCAACACCACACACUGGGGGACCCAUGACUGGGAAUAUCACUCAGAUCACACUCCCCGCCCCCGGGGCACUGCACUAUUAAAGAUGGCUCGAGACAGUGGCUACACUUGUGGGCAGCUCUGA